This is a messenger RNA of Vitis vinifera (wine grape), 1435 nucleotides long. RefSeq names its product exopolygalacturonase. The transcript is spliced from 5 exons. The coding region runs from base 1 to 1284 and encodes 427 amino acids. The record is from RefSeq and is a predicted model, not a curated record. Gene Ontology annotation, biological process: carbohydrate metabolic process. NCBI's taxonomy places the organism in Eukaryota, Viridiplantae, Streptophyta, Magnoliopsida, Vitales, Vitaceae. Gene Ontology annotation, molecular function: polygalacturonase activity.
AUGAGAUAUAAAUCGGUUUCAAAAGAAUGGGGAUUCACCAUUGUUGCAUACAGAUUUUACCAGACAAAGAAGAGGGAAAAGGAAAACGUAGGCAUGAAGUUGAAUAUCGCAGCAAUCUCUCUUCUGUUAUUGCUAGCAUCUGUCGCAGAAGUGUCUGGUGAUACAUAUUUUGAUGUUACCAAAUAUGGUGCCCAGGCUGAUGGAAAGACCGAUAUUAGCCAGGCCUUACUUACAGCUUGGGAAGCCGCCUGUGCCUCGCCUAUUGCAAGUAGAGUUGUGAUCCCAGCUGGGAUAUACGCCUUAGGCCAAGUAACCAUUGAAGGCCCUUGCAAGGCUCCUAUCAAUCUCAUUGUCAAAGGCACUGUGAGGGCCCCAGUGGAUACCAGCAGGUUCAAACCUCAAGCUGGUUGGGUUGCUUUCCAACACCUUGACCAGUUCACAUUGUCCGGCUAUGGGGUUUUUGAUGGCCAAGGCCAAUCUGUAUGGCGUCAAAAAUGUUCCAGAACCAAAUAUUGCCACCAGCUUCCCAUCAAUCUGAGGUUCAAUUUCCUAACCAACAGCAUCAUCAAGGACAUAACUUCAAAGGACAGCAAACAGUUCCAUAUAAAUGUAUUGCGGUGCAGGAACAUAACUUUCUUCCAAGUUGCAAUCACUGCACCAGAAGAUAGCCAAAACACAGAUGGAAUUCACAUUGGACGGUCGAGGGGGGUCAAUAUUACUCAUUCAACCAUACAAACGGGAGAUGACUGUGUCUCCAUUGGUGAUGGCAGUGAACAAAUUGACAUCACGAAAGUAAACUGUGGACCUGGCCAUGGCAUCAGUGUGGGAAGUCUAGGAUUGUACAAAAAUGAAGCACCUGUGAUUGGCAUUAGGGUCAAGAACUGCACCCUCUCCGACACCACGAAUGGUGUCAGGGUAAAAACAUGGCCUUCUUCCCCUCAAGGCACUGCAACUGAAAUGCAUUUUCAUGACAUUGUCAUGAAUAAUGUUUCCAAUCCUAUAAUCAUAGAUCAAGAGUACUGCCCUCAUAACCAAUGCAACUUACAGAUUCCAUCGCGCGUUAAGCUCAGCAAUAUUAGCUUCAAGAACAUCCGGGGCACAACCUCAACUGAGCUUGCUGUCAAUCUUGUUUGUAGCAAGGGAGCGCCAUGCCAAAAGGUGGAGCUUGGUAACAUCGACUUGAAAUACACAGGACCCGAAGGCACUGCCUCUUCCCAAUGUAAGAACGUUGAGGCAACUCUAUGGGGCACACAACAGCCAAAGACUUGUGCCCAAGCUGCUUAAAUCUUCCAUCAGAUUCUGAUCAAAUCCAAAUAAAGAUUGUAGUGCUUCUACUACAUAUAUGGCACCCUCUACAUGCCAAUUCGCAUGCUAGUCGAUUGGUGAAUAUAUAACCGAUUUUAAGAAUGUAACAGUACAACAGAAUCUACAUAAA